Molecule: messenger RNA, 2858 nt
Organism: Salvelinus fontinalis (brook trout)
Lineage: Eukaryota; Metazoa; Chordata; Actinopteri; Salmoniformes; Salmonidae
Product: ciliary-associated calcium-binding coiled-coil protein 1-like
Exons: 8
Coding region: 458-1348 (296 amino acids)
Source: RefSeq, a predicted model, not a curated record
UGUUUCUACCCAUGAGUUCAGCCAGACAACAGCAUGUCAACGCCUUCAAGUGCUGUGAGGUUUUAUAUUGGAGAAGCAGCUUCUGCCUCUCUUCAUACUGUACUUUCAUUGGCUUUCUUUUAUAGAGGAGACGGAAUGCAAUACGUCUAAAAUUAGAAGUACCAGUACGGCGCUCCGGACAUCUCCGGCCCAAGCCAAGCACUGGUUACAAGUUGACUACACAGAUCUAGCACAGUGUUGCCAACUUCUCAGUAAGGAAAGUAGCUAUUGGCUGUCCUUUUUUGAAAAUGUGUCGCUAGAGGUGUCUGAAUACUCGCUAAAUAUAAUUGGCAACACUGAGAUUCUAAUAUCAGCUUUAUCCAUCUCGAUAGACCAGACGGACCGGAAGCUCACCGCCCGGAAGCUCACCGCCCGUUCACUGUGGACAUGUUGCCAUAGUAACGCAGGUGACAAUAACAUGUCGGCAAAAGCGAAACAAAGCAACAAGUCAGCGGAUAAAAAUGCAAACGACAGAAAUGACGCUGCGUCCAAAGACAAUGAUGCUGAAAAAGCCAACCCUCAAUGGAAACUUAUUUCCCAUGAACAAAUCAACACGCUGUUGGAUUUGACAGUGGAACAAGUGCAACUCCAGUUUGAAGAAAUACUUGGUUUGAAGAACUACCAGACAUGUCUGAAGGAGGCAGCCCUGUUGGACUACUUUGUCUCUGGCUUCUGGUGGGCCAGGGAGAUGAACUACACCUGUCAACAGAUCUCAUUCAUCAUGGCUCUACUGCAAGUGUUACUGGACAAUAUCAGGGAGAAGCAGAUGCCGUUUGUUGAUAACCUGAAUGAGUUUGCCAAGUUGAUGUCAGGAACGCGCCAGUCUCCUUCUCCAGAGGUGGACUCCCUGUUUGAUGCUGAGCAUGCCGUGUGCAUCACUGACUACCUGAAGUGCAGUCUCUUUCAGAACUACCAACUCUAUGAGUUUCUCUUCAACCAACCUAGAGAGGAGCUGCUCCUUGGAGAGAAGAGGACCAUAGAGGUGAUCAGCUCAGCAGACUGUGGAGCUCCCCUGGAAGAAGGCAUGAAUACUGAGGACUACCUCCAUUACAUGACUCCUGUUGACCAGCAGGAAGAGGGACAGAGGUCCAGCCAGGAGGAGGAUGGAGAGGGACCAGCUGAAACAGGUCUGCAGCAGGAGAAGGAGAACAAGGCUACAGAGUUUGAAGGAUUCAACGUUCAGGAUGUCAAAGACCUGACCAACGAGAUGCUGGGAGACCUACAGGCUGAAUUCACAGAGAAGCUGAGAGUCCAGGAGGAAACCUUCCGUACCAGACUAGACCCACUGAAACAGUCUGCCUGCAAAUAGCUACACCUCAUAGUAUAACAUAUCAACCAGAGGACGCCUGGUCCUUACUGACUGGUUCAACCAGAGGACGCCUGGUCCUUACUGACUGGUUCAACCAGAGGACGCCUGGUCCUUACUGACUGGUCCUUACUGACUGGUUCAACCAGAGGACGCCUGGUCCAUACUGACUGGUCCUUACGGACUGGUUCAACCAGAGGACGCCUGGUCCUUACUGACUGGUUCAACCAGAGGACUCCUGGUCCUUACUGACUGGUCCUUACUGACUGGUCCUUACUGACUGGUUCAACCAGAGGACGCCUGGUCCUUACUGACUGGUACUUACUGACUGGUUCAACCAGAGGACGCCUGGUCCUUACUGACUGGUCCUUACUGACUGGUUCAACCAGAGGACGCCUGGUCCUUACUGACUAGUCCUUACUGACUGGUUCAACCAGAGGACGCCUGGUCCUUAUUGACUGGUCCUUACUGACUGGUUCAACCAGAGGACGCCUGGUCCUUACUGACUGGUCCUUACUGACUGGUUUAACCAGAGGACGCCUGGUCCUUACUGACUGGUCCUUACUGACUGGUUCAACCAGAGGACGCCUGGUCCUUACUGACUGGUCCUUACUGACUGGUUCAACCAGAGGACGCCUGGUCCUUACUGACUGGUUCAACCAGAGGACGCCUGGUCCUUACUGACUGGUCCUUACUGACUGGUUCAACCAGAGGACGCCUGGUCCUUACUGUCUGGUCCUUACUGACUGGUUCAACCAGAGGACGCCUGGUCUUUACUGACUGGUCCUUACUGACUGGUUCAACCAGAGGACGCCUGGUCCUUACUGACUGGUUCAACCAGAGGAAGCCUGGUCCUUACUGACUGGUUCAACCAGAGGACGCCUGGUUCUCUGAAUCUGACAUUUUAAAGAAGACUGCGAAGACGACAGUAAUUUGAAACUGUUUUUCUGAAAUUAUGCAAAACAUUUUGACAAAAUGUUGUCAGCACAAAAGGUUUGGUUUGAAGAAAACGGAGGGCGGUAUUCAAUCAAAACCUGUAACUGGAUUUCCGUACAUCAAAACCCAAAAGGAAUCCGUAAAUCAAACAAUCCAAGCCAAGAUUCCCACAUGUCCAUGUUUCCAUGUCAUCAAUAAACCCAUGAAACAAAAUGAAAAUGAAUGUUGUUUUAGACUUUCCUUGAAAAUGUGGUGACCAGUUGUGAUUGAAUAGUUCCCUAGCAACACAAUCUUACCGUGUGUCGAUCUUACCGUGGGUCGAUCUUACCGGGGGUCGAUAUUACCGUGGGUCGAUCUUACCGGGGGUCGAUCUUACCGUGGGUCGAUCUUACCGGGGGUCGAUCUUACCGGGGGUCGAUCUUACCGGGGGUCGUCCAUAUUUCAGAUGUGUGCUGGAAAGGAAAACCAAAUGUCAGUUCGGGGUAAUGUGGAUAUUUGCUCCAACAAUGUUUGGUGUAACACUCAAGGUUGCUACCUAACGUUUCUUAAAUGAGUAAUAAACUAUUUUAUAACGUAA